This is a messenger RNA of Grus americana (Whooping crane), 1152 nucleotides long. RefSeq names its product CKLF like MARVEL transmembrane domain containing 8 (gene CMTM8). Gene Ontology annotation, molecular function: structural constituent of myelin sheath. Gene Ontology annotation, cellular component: membrane. Lineage: Eukaryota; Metazoa; Chordata; Aves; Gruiformes; Gruidae. The transcript is spliced from 4 exons. Gene Ontology annotation, biological process: myelination. The record is from RefSeq and is a predicted model, not a curated record. Bases 174 to 719 code for a protein of 181 amino acids.
CCCUCCCCCCGCUCUGAGGCGAGGGGCUGCCCGCCAGCGGCGCCGGGGCUACACAAAGCGGCGGGUGGCGGCGCCUUUCCCGCCGCCCGUGAGGCGGCAGCCUCCCUUGCCUCCGCCCCGCCGCUGCGCUCCAGGCUGGCCGGGAGGUGCGGGGCAGCCCCGCGGCGCUGACGAUGGAUCCGCCGGUGCCGUCGCCUCAGGAGCAGCCGCCGCGCCCUCGCUCCCACACGGUCACCACCACCAGCAGCUCCUUCACCGCUAACCUGUCGGCCAGCUCCAGUACCCUCGCCUACGACAGGGAGUUCCUGCGGACCCUGCCCGGGCUCCUCAUGGUGACCGAGAUCGUAUUGGGGCUGCUGGUGUGGACCCUGAUUGCUGGAACAGAAUAUUUCCUAUAUCCAGCCUUCGGCUGGGUGAUGUUUGUAGCUGUGUUUUACUGGGUUCUCACCGUCUUCUUUCUGAUCAUCUACAUGACAAUGACCUACACGAGGAUCCCCCAGGUGCCAUGGACCACAGUGGGUCUGUGUUUUAAUGGAAGUGCCUUUAUUUUGUACCUCAUUGCUGCCAUUGUAGAUGCAUCUUCAGUUACUAAAGAACUGGACAGUCACAAUUACAACAGCUGGGCAGCUUCUUCAUUCUUUGCCUUCGUGGUUACCUCCUGCUAUGCUGGAAAUACGUACUUUAGCUUUGUAUCUUGGCGAUCACGAACUUUGCAGUAAAUAUUUUGUUAAAAUCAAUUCUACAGUAUAAAAUAUCUUGAGGAUUGUAUUCUUUUGACAAAAACUUGGAAGAGGGUGAACAUUUCAGUUAGAAUUGACAUUUUGAGAUUAAAAUUAUUAUUUAUAAUAUCUUUAGAGACAUCUAACACAGACUUUGUACUAUAAUAAAAUUUCAUACUGUUUUUAAAAUUAACAUGGUAUUUUUCUAGACAGUGUAUAGAUGUUAUUACUAAAGCUUUAAUAAAUCUUACUCAGACAAUGUGCCAAUUUUGUAAAUGUAACUUUUUAAGUGUUACAGAUAUACUUUUGAUACUGAAUGCUAGAAAUCAAAACUAAGAUUGAUACUGUCUCUUUCUUAUGUAUAAAAAGUGACAUUAUGCAACAAAAAACCCCACACAAAACUUUAAAAAUAAAUAAACAAAUGACCUAACUG